GCGAUCCUCAUGUAGGGGUCGAGUGUGAUUAUUGGACGAAUUUUUCAGCAGUUUUAGACAGUUUAUUCUCCUUCCUUGUUAUCUAUACUGUGAGCCAUGUUCACAAACAUAGGCCUGAGGGCAGUCCUCAAGGUCCCAGCUAGUGUUUUGCGGGAAAGCUCGGCAGCUCUCUGUUGUGCUGCAUCAGUCAAACCGUGGACGAACAUGUCGAGUUUACUGUCAGGACCAAAAGUGAGAAGUGUUGCAGGAAGCUUUGCUGUUCCACAGCCAGUGAGACACUAUGCCCGGGCUGCAAAGAAGAAGAAGACAGGACCUGAGAGCCAACUCAGCGAUCUUCCUCCAACAAUGCUAAAGAUGGAUUAUGCGGCUGUUCCCCUUGCUCAAACAACUGAUGAUCUUGUCAAAAGGCUUCUUUCACUGGAGUUGGCUAGUCAUAAGGAAAAGCUACAGCUAAAACAAGAACAGCUAAUUGCAAAGGUCCAGAGAGAUGAGAGUGACCGAAGCUCAGAGGAAGUACAAGUGGCUAUAUUGACUGCUAGAAUCCGAAACUACCAGGAACAUUUGCAAAAACAUCAUAAGGAUAAAGCAAACAAGAGGCGAAUGCUUAUGGCCAUUGACCGAAGGAAAAAGAUUUUGAAACACCUUCGGUUGAUUCGCUACGAUGCCUUUGAGAAAGUGUGUGAGCAGCUGGGCAUCACAUACACCUUCCCCCCAGAGUACUACAGACGGGCCACCCGUCGCUGGAUGGCCAAGAAAGAAUUCUGCAUUAAGGUCUUCAAAGCAGUGCAAAAGCAAAAAGCAGAGCAGAGGCUGAAGAUAAAGCAGAGUUCAGGCUCCACAGACACGGAGUCAGCAAAGACAAAUGCAGCUGAGAUCUAAUGAGACAAAAGCCACAAUCUGUAAACCUUCAGAUGUAGUGAUGUAUCAUGUAGAUAAAUAAAUGUUUUUCCCAUGCUGCCAUCACACGAUUUUACUUUCUAUUGUUGUCAUUCUGAUACCAGAACUGUCUGGAGAUGUCAAAGAUUCAUAAGAAUAAAAUAUCUGAGAAAGCUGGGUUGGAAUAAUCCUCCAAAGUGUAAUUGAACUAAAGCAUGACUACUAGAUGUAUUAAUUUAAGAUCUCAUUUUAGAAAACCAGGAAGCCAGAAACUCAAGUACAGGAUUAAUAUGCUAAUUAGAAAUAAACCUACACUGCAAAUUCUCCAUUUUAUCUGAGAGGAUACUCUGUUAAACCACAUGGCAGAAAACUAGCGCUAAAAUGUUAUCACUAGAUCGACUCUGUCCGUUAUUAUGGCUUCAUAUCAGCACCGGUGUGUGUUUUGUUUUUGUUUUUAUGUUUUGUUAAUCAGCUGUCAGUGGCAGUUCACCUCAUUUGUACCAAGUUGAGGCAUAUCAGAUAAGGACUUCUUCCUGGAAGAGUACUGUUGAAGCAGUAUUCAGGCUUUGUGGAAACAUGAGAUUGACUUAAUCCAACUAUGUUUAGGGUCAUAAAAUGCUUGUUGGUAGAAUGCAGUAUCAUUUAUCUUUUUGAGUGUUGUUUAAAUGUGCAGUAAGUUAAUUCAGGUUAGAGAGAAAUUGUUAAAAAAUCAAAUUAAGAAUUCCUGACAUUCCUGGCAUAGUGUUAUAUUGGUAAAAAUUGGUGAGGUUGCUAAAGCAUCUGAUUUAAAUGUACAACAUCGCGAGGCAAGGUUAAUUUAAUUCUCAUAUAGGGUAUAACAAGACCGGCAUUUUUAUUAAAAGCUAUUUUUACAUUAUACAUUAGUGUGAAAAGAAGGCUUUACAGUUUCGUAUAGUUUUGUGCUUAUUCAAAUCCUGAGUAAAUCCAUCCCUUCUUUUGCAUACUACACUAGUGAUAUAGUGUUCUAAUAGAUUAAAACCUCAAGACAAGAAUGUGUUGCAUUUGUGGGUGUCAUAUGAAAGUGUGGCCUUAACAAUUCUAACUGCAUGGCUUCCCUGAAGUCUACUGAUCUGUCAUGAGAUCAGAAAAACUUUAAACUCCCAGUCACAUACAUGUGCUUGUGACCUUGUGAUUUGAGGUUGUACCCUUUAUCAGACUAAAAAAAAAAAAGCAGCAAUUCCUGUUAAUGGACUGAUUUUUUUGCCAGUGAAUCGCCACAGAUCUUUGUCAUCCCCAGAAAGUGCAGGCUGUUGCCAAACCAGCGUUUCACAGCUCAAGCUCGUCACAAUUUCCUGUGUGGUGUGCAACUUGUCAUUUUGAGCAGGUGGAGCUCAUACUCUCACACUCUUCUG
Messenger RNA from Pelmatolapia mariae (spotted tilapia), 2249 nucleotides. It is a transcript of the gene mrps15, whose product is annotated as mitochondrial ribosomal protein S15. Gene Ontology annotation, cellular component: mitochondrial small ribosomal subunit; ribosome. The transcript has 8 exons. The record is from RefSeq and is a predicted model, not a curated record. The coding region runs from base 97 to 879 and encodes 260 amino acids. Gene Ontology annotation, biological process: mitochondrial translation. Gene Ontology annotation, molecular function: structural constituent of ribosome; RNA binding. Lineage: Eukaryota; Metazoa; Chordata; Actinopteri; Cichliformes; Cichlidae.